This is a messenger RNA of Neltuma alba, 423 nucleotides long. Its product is annotated as early nodulin-like protein 2. Gene Ontology annotation, molecular function: electron transfer activity. The transcript is spliced from 2 exons. Gene Ontology annotation, cellular component: plasma membrane. Bases 1 to 423 code for a protein of 140 amino acids. NCBI's taxonomy places the organism in Eukaryota, Viridiplantae, Streptophyta, Magnoliopsida, Fabales, Fabaceae. The record is from RefSeq and is a predicted model, not a curated record.
AUGGUUGGGUUUAAGUACCAGAAAGGGUCUGAUUCGGUUUUGGUGGUGAAAAAGGAGGAUUACGAUUCGUGCAACACCAAAAAUCCCUUGCAGAAGAUGGAGGAUGGCGAUUCAUCUUUCAUUCUUAAUAGGUCCGGUCCCUUCUACUUCAUCAGUGGCAAAUCUGAGCAUUGCCAGAAGGGUCAAAAACUGAUCGUCGUCGUUAUGGCUGCGAGAGGCAAGCCUCAUCACCAGUCACCUCCUACCCCGGCGCCGGCGCCGGCUCCGGUUGUGGCACCAUCUCCGGCAGCCAAGACACCAACUUCAUCGCCAUCGGCUAGUUCCGGCCCAGGUUUGAGGCUUGCUGGUCCGGUGGUGGGAUUGGCUUCGGGGGUUAGCCUUGGGAUAAGCUUGAUCUUUGGGAGCAUUGGUGGGCUGCUUUAA